Anopheles nili is the source of this 876-nucleotide messenger RNA. RefSeq lists its product as uncharacterized. Bases 1 to 876 code for a protein of 291 amino acids. The transcript has 2 exons. Lineage: Eukaryota; Metazoa; Arthropoda; Insecta; Diptera; Culicidae. The record is from RefSeq and is a predicted model, not a curated record.
AUGUACGAGAAACAUCAACAUCUGCUGUGGGUUGGAGUGUUGCUGGUGGUGAGUGGGUGUUUGUGGGGUUGUGAGGCGACGGGUGAGCGGGUGUCGGGUGCGACAGGACGCAGGUUAACCCACGGUGUGACCGCCCUCCACCACAACCACCUGCUGCAACCGAGUGGUUCAAGCGAAAGCGUAAAAUUAGCACCCACAGGCGUAGGGCAACACGUGCCCUUUGUCGCGGCGUGGCGCUUGUCCCCCACCGUCGGUACCCCGCUGGCCGUAGGUUGGGGAAUGCGGAGACCACUGGCCAAACCAUCGGUGGGACCGGCAGCAUCUCCUGGACGGAGUCGCAUCAACAACCGGUCGAUGACGCGCUUUGCCGAGGUUGAAAUUCCGGCCGGCUUGGAACCGCAGCUGGCCGCACCGGAACCGGCGAGUAGUGGCGUUGAUCCGACGGAGGCGACCGGGCUGAUGGAGCUGUACCGAAGUGCGGAGCGAUCUCGCGGGAUUGAGGACUUCUUCUGGAAGUACUUCGUCGACAAUGAUGUGUCCGCCUCCAUCUCCGAUGAUGAUGACGACGACGACAAUGAGGUGGAUGGUGAGCAAGCUGGUGGGAAGGAUGAAGCCGAGGAGGAGGGCGACAGGAACGAGAAGUUCGCGGGAACCGCCCUGCAAACGGCCAAGACUCCGGAGGGCCGCAAGAAGAAGUUCCACAUCAAGAAGAAGUACAAAAAGUUUCUCAUCCCGUUGCUGCUGGCGUACAAGAUCAAGUUCCUGGCGCUUGUGCCGGCCAUCAUCGGGGGGCUGAUACUGCUGGUGAAGGCGGCCGGAUUGGCCGGGUUCUUCUUCGCGUUGUUCACCGCCGUCGUCAGCCUCAAGAAGUACUAA